This is a messenger RNA of Galdieria sulphuraria, 1211 nucleotides long. RefSeq lists its product as uncharacterized. The transcript has 3 exons. The record is from RefSeq and is a predicted model, not a curated record. NCBI's taxonomy places the organism in Eukaryota, Rhodophyta, Bangiophyceae, Galdieriales, Galdieriaceae. Bases 37 to 1044 code for a protein of 335 amino acids.
AAUCUUCAUUUCAAAAAUCAAAUUCUUUUCUAUUUGAUGUUGAGAAACGUCCCAACUAAAAACUAUUCCAAGCAAUGUUGUGUUUCUGAGAAGCAACCACUGCUAUCAUAUGCAUCCUCCUUGCUUCCCUCUUCUCACAACAGAGAGGACUCUGCUGUUACGAUAUCUCCAUUAAAAGAAGACAACAUACACACUGUAUUGAAUACUGAAAUACCCAAAGAGAAUUGGCAUAGAAAUGACUUAUUAUUAGAGAGUUUGAAAGAACUGAAGCAAGAUUUAGAAUCCAUAAAGAAGGAACACAUGGAAAAAGACCAACAUAUUCAGCAGUUGAGAAAUGAAUUGUCUCAUAAACAGAUGCAACUAGAAGAAGUAUGGCAAAAGCUAGAAAUGUCCAACCUGAACAAUGCUAGACAAGGAAAUGAGACAGCUGAACUGCAACAUGAGGAGAUCCAUCAACAAAUACUAUCCAUUCGAAAUACUUUUGCCCAGCAAUUGAAAACAAUAGAGAAUAUAGAAGCAAAGCGUAUUUCUAGUGGUGAAGAUUCGAACAGAAUGAUGGACUAUUUGUCACGUCAAGUGGAUCCGUAUGUUAGUAUAUUGGAGAGUUUCGACAAAGUAUGUCACUCAAAUGGCCAUCCUAUCACUUUAGAAGUGAUAAGAGAUAUUUUAUCCAAAGUAUUUUUAGCGAUGAAACAGAAUCUUGACUAUCUUGAAUAUCUUCAAAGCACCUACGAGAAGUAUCCAGAAAUAGUUGAUCGUUACGAAGUAACUGUUUAUGAAAAGGAUUCUAUUAUUGAGUGUCAGCGUGCUAUUAUCGCAGUCAAAACAGAACAAAUAGAAAAGCUCCAACAGAAAUUGGAACAAAUAACAUUGAAUGGUGCCUCAGCAAGUGACUCGGAAACAACGAAGAACAACUCUAUACAAACGAGACAAAGACAUUUUGCACUUGUUCAUGGUCUAAUGAAUGUCGUGGAUAAUAUCCUAUCGAGACUAUUCGGAGAUCGCUCAUUCCAUAUGGAAAACAACAGGCCUUCAUCGGAGUAAAAAUGUUUUUGUAAUUUCUCUCCAGUGGAAGCGACACAGCUUUUGUAUUGCUUUGGAUAUAGUGACCUGUCAUUUUUUCUUUAUUACAAUAAAGAAUAUAUGAAAAGACUACUCAGUCUUUUAUCUACUACUUUAGCAGCUGCUGGUAUCGCAGGUGUUUACUUUGG